Molecule: messenger RNA, 1539 nt
Organism: Kluyveromyces lactis
Lineage: Eukaryota; Fungi; Ascomycota; Saccharomycetes; Saccharomycetales; Saccharomycetaceae
Gene: DUN1
Product: serine/threonine protein kinase DUN1
Exons: 2
Coding region: 1-1539 (512 amino acids)
Biological process (GO): protein phosphorylation; mitotic DNA damage checkpoint signaling
Cellular component (GO): nucleus
Molecular function (GO): ATP binding; protein binding; protein serine/threonine kinase activity
Source: RefSeq, a predicted model, not a curated record
AUGUCACCUAGUGAAGUAUUCUCGUGCAAAUAUCAGUCAUUAUCAAUGAAUCCAGCAGUGAAGCGAAGGGCUCAACAGGAUACCCAAAGUUCAAACAAUAAUCAGAGAAUCAUUGCAACACUUCUUAGUUUGAUACCAGAUAGAGAACAGAAAAUUCAGUUAGUUGACAUUCCGACAAUUUCCGUUGGAAGAAGUCGAUCAUGUAACAUCGUACUUUCAGAGCCAGAUAUCUCAACCAUACAUGCUGAACUGUACACCAUUGAGGUACAAAUUAACGGAUUCAAGCGUAAAAUGAUCAAUAUCACCGAUAAAAGCCGUAAUGGAACGUUUGUGAACGGUGAUAGGCUCAUCAGAAAAGACUAUGUUUUAAAGAAUGGUGAUAAAAUAGUAUUCGGGAAAAGCUGUUCAUAUCUUUUCAAAUAUGCUACACUUACAGAAAAUGGACUAAGUCAAACAACAGCCACUCAAAUUUCACAAACUACGCAAAACAGCGAUUAUGAUGGGGUUUUCAGAAAACCUUUAUUCAGUAGUCAAAAUACAACCAAGAAACUAUCAAGAACAAGGGAGCAGCCCAGAUCCUUUUUCGACAAAUACUUAGCUGGGAAAGAAUUAGGAACUGGCCAUUACGCGAUUGUCAAGGAGGCUAGGAAUAAGGAAACUGGUGAGACCGUCGCGGUAAAGAUAUUCCAUCCUCAACAAAAUGACGAUGACAAAAGAACAAAAAAAUUCACAGAAGAGACUAAGAUCCUUCUAUCUAUCCAACAUCCGAAUAUAGUUAAACUCAUAGAUAGAUUUGUUGAACCGGUCAGCAAAACACAGAUUCAAACGUAUUUGGUGCUUGAAAAGAUCAAUGAUGGCGAAUUGUUUGAAAGGAUUGUUCGAAAAAAUAACCUUCGGGAGGAUGAGACUAAAGCUUUGUUUAGGCAAUUACUAAAUGGGUUGAAAUACUUGCAUAGUAGAAAUAUCAUUCACAGAGAUAUCAAACCUGAAAAUAUUCUCUUGAGUAUAAGUAAAAGACGUUCCCCAGAAGAAAUUGCUUUAGGGCCCUGGGAUGACGACGAAUUAGAUAUACAAGUUAAAAUAGCAGAUUUUGGGUUGGCGAAAUUCACCGGUGAAAUGAAGUUUACCAAUACACUAUGUGGAACACCUUCUUACGUUGCUCCUGAAGUUUUAGUCAAAACAGGGUAUACAUCCAGAGUAGAUAUGUGGAGUGCUGGCGUUCUUCUAUAUGUUUGUUUGUGUGGAUUUCCACCAUUCAGUGAACAGCUAGCCCCACCUAGUAUGAAAGAGCAGAUAUUGCAAGGAAAGUUUGCAUUUUACUCACCGUAUUGGGACAAUAUCGAUGAUUCUGUCUUACACUUAAUUUCUAAUCUACUAGUUGUGAAUCCCGCAAGCAGGUUCUCUGUAAAUGACGCACUUACGCAUCCAUGGUUCACCAGCAAUAACGCUGAAGUCACGAUGGGUAAUGAAAGAAGAUCUCAGUUAGAGCCAGGUAGACUACCAAAAACCUUCUCUGAAUUAUCUAAUCUUCAAAAAUAA